This is a messenger RNA of Pseudonaja textilis, 3666 nucleotides long. RefSeq names its product LARGE xylosyl- and glucuronyltransferase 2 (gene LARGE2). Gene Ontology annotation, cellular component: Golgi apparatus. Lineage: Eukaryota; Metazoa; Chordata; Lepidosauria; Squamata; Elapidae. Gene Ontology annotation, molecular function: xylosyltransferase activity; glucuronosyltransferase activity. The record is from RefSeq and is a predicted model, not a curated record. Gene Ontology annotation, biological process: protein O-linked glycosylation via mannose.
GCGGGACAGACGGAGGUCUUUUGCCCCGGCCGAUUGGCAAAGGACUCGGCGUCCUUUGAGCCGAUAGCAAGCGAGGGUAACGUCGUCUGUCUUCGUCUUUCUUUGUCCUCCUUCCGGAGAUCCCGGCGCUAGCAAAUACGGUUGCGCCUCGAUCCCAAAGAUCGGGAGAAGAGAUCUCAGACCAGGCUGCAAGCUCCUGUUGCGGUGUCGGCUUCGCGCAAAGUUCAGAGGAGGCACGCAAGGCCGCCCGGACCGCGGCUAGCAGCAGGCUAGAGAAUGCUGGCUCCAGUGAGGCUGCGCCUGCCCACCUGACCUUUGCCACCAUCAUGCUGUGUCCUUGGCGUGUGAAGCUGAAGCUGCUACUUGCCACUGUGACUCUGGUUUUCCUCAUCUCGUGGCUUUACCUCUUUAUGGAUGGAUGUUCCCUUAUGCUGCCCCCUUGCUUUGGGGAACAGUCAAGUCAGUACCUUGACCGCGAAGCCUUGGCAUCCCAGGUGCGCAAAAUGGAAGAGGAAAACCAACAGCUGAAGCUGCAACUCAGCCACUCUCAGGCACAGGAGGAGACCUUGGGUAGAAUGGACUCCAACCAGCAGGGAUUACAGUUCAUCAAAGAGCAGGAGGGAAGGAACAACUAUACCGGUUGCCUUAAACAGAGGACGGUUCAGAAGUGUGAGCUCCUCCAUGUUGCCAUUGUUUGUGCUGGAUACAAUGCAAGCCGGGAUGUAGUUACCUUGGUGAAAUCCAUCCUCUUCCACAGGAAGAACCCUCUCCACUUCCAUCUCAUCACAGACUCGGUGGCCCGACAGAUACUACAGACGGUCUUCCAGACCUGGAUGGUGCCCUCAGUUCAAGUUAGCUUUUACAAUGCUGAUGACUUGAAGCCAGAUAUUUCCUGGAUCCCUAACAAACAUUACUCUGGAAUCUAUGGAUUGAUGAAGCUGACUCUCACUAAAGCUUUGCCCUCUGACCUUUCCAAGGUCAUCGUCCUUGAUACCGACAUCACAUUUGCUACUGACAUUGCGGAGUUGUGGGCUAUCUUUGGGAAGUUCUCAGAUAAACAGGUGAUUGGAUUAGUGGAAAACCAAAGUGAUUGGUACCUGGGGAAUCUCUGGAAGAACCAUAAACCAUGGCCAGCAUUGGAUCGUGGCUUCAAUACAGGGGUGAUCCUGUUGCUGCUGGAGCGUUUGCGCCACCUUGGCUGGGAGCAGAUGUGGCGGGUGACAGCCGAGCAAGAGCUCAUGAACAUGCUGUCCACCUCACUAGCAGAUCAGGACAUCUUUAACGCCGUGAUAAAACAAAAGCCAGCCCUUGUGUACCGGCUCCCUUGCUUCUGGAAUGUGCAACUCUCUGAUCAUACCCGUUCAGAGCGGUGCUACACAGAGGUGUCUGACCUUAAGGUGAUUCACUGGAACUCUCCCAAGAAGUUGCGAGUCAAAAAUAAGCACGUGGAAUUCUUUCGGAACCUUUAUUUGACCUUCUUAGAGUACGAUGGCAACUUGUUGCGCCGAGAGCUGUUUGGCUGUGCCAGCUUGCCCAGUGGCCAGCUCCAGCAAGCUCUGGAAGAGCUGGAUGAAGACGAUCCUUGCUAUGAUUUUCGGAGGCAAAGCCUUAUUCAGCACCGCGUCCAUCUCUUCUUCCUGCAGUAUGAUUUUUCAGGGUCGGCCGAUGAAAUAGAUGUAACUCUGAUAGCUCAGCUGUCUAUGGACAGGUUGCAGAUGCUGGAGGCAAUAUGUAAACACUGGACAGGCCCCAUUAGUCUGGCUUUGUACAUGUCUGAUGCGGAGGCCCAGCAGUUUCUACGCUAUGCUCAGGCAUCGGAGGUGCUAAGUAACCGUCGGAAUGUUGCCUAUCACAUUGUAUACAAGGAAGGGCAGUUUUACCCAGUCAACUUCUUGCGCAACAUGGCCCUGAAAAAUGCACAGACCUCCCACGUUUUUCUGAUGGACAUUGAUUUUCUGCCUAUGUACGGCCUCUAUGAUUAUCUCAGGUCCUCUAUCAUGCAGCUGGAGCUGCCCUCAAAGAAGGUAGCGCUCAUAGUGCCUGCCUUUGAGACUCUGCAUUACCGCCUCAACUUUCCCAAAUCCAAAGCGGAGCUGCUCACCAUGCUGGACAUGGGCUCCCUCUAUACUUUCAGGUACCACGUGUGGCCCCAGGGCCAUGCUCCAACAGAUUAUGCCAAAUGGCGGACAGCCACAGUGCCGUAUCAAGUGGAAUGGCAACCACAGUUUGAGCCUUACGUUGUAGUAAGGCGCGAUUGUCCCCUCUAUGACCAGCGGUUUGUAGGCUUUGGGUGGAACAAGGUGUCUCACAUCAUGGAGCUUGAUGCUCAGGAGUAUGAGCUGCUUGUCCUGCCCAAUGCCUUCAUGAUCCAUAUGCCUCACGCUCCUAGUUUUGACAUCUCCAAAUUCCGCCAGAGUACUAGCUAUCGGAACUGCCUCCAGACUCUGAGGGAAGAAUUCCAUCAGGACCUGUCCCGCAAGUAUGGUGCAGCAGCACUAAAAUACCUCACUGCGGAGAGAAGUUUAUGAAUGGCAACCAGAAUACCAAAGGAUCGUGUGACCUGCAAAUGGACGAGGCUCAGACUUCUUGGAGAAAGACUCAUCGGAAGCCAGUCCUCGUAGCUAUGGUGACCUAAUGGCACGGCCAUGCCUAGAUUGUGAAUGGAAUUUUAGCCACGGCUAUUGUCCAGGGGUAUAUUUUGUGGCAAAUUCUAUUCUCAGAUUAACUAGGCAAAUUACAUUUGUAUGCAUCUGCCUCUUUUUAGAGAUCGUUCCCAGAUUAAGAGGAAGUCAGAGGAAAAGAGAGGGAAAAUGUGUGGCUUUUGGGCUCUCCCUUUCUCAUGUACACUGUUUUAAUAUAGUGCUUGUGUUCACCUACAUUCAAUGAUGGAAAGGAACAUUUUUGUUCAUAAUUGUAGCAUUUUUUUUCUCUGCUUAUCAAAUAGCAAGGGCUUCCGUCACUCUUUUCUACUGUCUUCUCUUUGCCCAUUGUUCUCUAGCCUUUCUUCUUAGCCUAUUUUAUAAGAGAAGCGGUCCUAAUGACUUAAAUCAGAGCUGAAAGGGGCUGUCCUGUUCAGUGCAGGAGUCCAAAUUAAAGACAGAUGAUUAGUCUUCAGUUGAAUGGAUCCAUGAAGGGAGUUCACCAGGUUUCUGAGCAUUAUAAUUGAUUUGGACUGUCAAGUGACUUUCAGGUGCAAUCUACUUCUAAAACCUGUUGUUAGGUAACACAAGUUAGGAGGGUGCUACUCUGUUCUUUGAUUCUCUUCUGGGUUUUUUUUAUACUAUCAGUUGGCCACUAUGGAAACUGAAUGGGGAACCUAGGUAAACCUGUGAUGAUGUUAUCUAGUUUUGAUAAUGAAACAUUUGCAAGAAAACAAUCAAGCUCAGAGAGCACCAAGGACCCUUCAUAUCAACCUCUGAUUUGAUCUUAUUUCUAGCCUCACCCCCUUUCUCCUGGUUUUGGCAAUUUCCCUGAAAAUCAAAUUUGAAGCAAGACAAUUCAUUUAAUGUUAAUGUUGACCUUUUUCUCUUUUCCUACCUGCCUCUGAAUAUAUUUCAGCCUUUGCAAGAGAAACUGUCCUGUGUUUCUUACUUAUCUGUUUAGUUAUGGCCAUAUUGAUUGAAGAGCUUUUUGUGCUUUAACUGUAUUCUGAAACAAGAACCGUAU